This is a messenger RNA of Saccostrea cuccullata (small rock oyster), 840 nucleotides long. RefSeq lists its product as uncharacterized. The transcript has 7 exons. Lineage: Eukaryota; Metazoa; Mollusca; Bivalvia; Ostreida; Ostreidae. The record is from RefSeq and is a predicted model, not a curated record. The coding region runs from base 158 to 811 and encodes 217 amino acids.
AAAUAACAUUGACAUGUUUGGAUAUUUUAUAAAUGUUUUGGAUUUUUUAAAAUCUCUCUUACUUCCGGAAACAAAGUGUUCUGAGCGGGAAUUUUCAGAUUUUACAGGGUCAUUUCCUAGUUACAGCCGUUGCUAGGCUCAUUCAUUAUUCUUAAAAAUGGCUGAGUGUUUUGAGAGAGGCCCUCUCAGCUUCCUUUGCUGGGAGGAUGCGUUCCCCCAGCAAGCCUGGGAACGAAGAAGAAAAAUGAAUCUCCAGAAAACAGCUGAAUCCAAGCCACCAACCCUUCCUCCUCCUUCUGAGCCGGUGACUAGCAACAUCAGGCGAGCAAGCAACCUGGUUGCACAACAAUCACCCCAAUCGCCGGAGUUUGGACGAGGUUGCAGUGCUUUCAAAAGAUACAGCCCCUCGCUUAGUACUGUCAGCAGUGAGGGUAGCUACUCAAAUGUCAGUGGAUCCAACACCUCAAGACGGUCACCACGAAGUGUGACAGGGAAGUCCAGUGAAGGCUCCUUAAAUGGCAGUGGAUCCAACACCCCUAGAUCGUCACCACGAAGUGUGACAGGGAAGAGCAGUGAAGGCUCCUUAAAUGGCAGUGGAUCCAACACCUCAAGACGGUCACCACGAAGUGUGACAGGGAAGAGCAGUGAAGGCUCCUUAAAUGGCAGUGGAUCCAACACCCCUAGAUCGUCACCAAGAAGUGUGACAGGGAAGAGCAAUGUCUGCCCCAUAAAUGGCACUGGUAAGUUAUAUAAUCCUUGUUAUUACAGAUGCCUUUAUUAUAUAAUCCGUGUAAUCACUGGAUAUUUAUAAUAUAUUAUUCUUUUAAUCACUGGUUUAUU